AUGAAGGCACAACUGCUCAAGAUGCUGCUGUUACUACAACUCGAGCUGACAAAGGAGCUGAAGACUUUCUGGAAGGAUGCAGUAGCGAUGACGGACAUGGUCACCUGGCUUGGCGCCAUGCUCGGCAUGGACCCGAAGUCGCUGACCCGGCUUCUAUCCAUCCUCUUCUAUGCACACAUCUGCACCUUCAUCACCCUCAUAGGAUCCGCCAUGAUGUUCAAGAGAGGAAGGAAACUUCUGAGGAAGUAUUGGAGGAUAAGCAAGGAAGGGCCGUUCUUCCGCAUCGCUCAAUGGGCCUUCUCUAAGUUUGUUUCUCUCGCCGUAAUGGUUGAUAAGACGCUCUUCAAUGAGACGCUUGUCAGCCCACCAACGAAUACGAGAGUGAAAUUCACAAUAAUUCAAACCCAAAGUGAUAGGAUCAUUUUAAAUUGGGAAGCACAGAAAGCAUGCAGAUGGAUAGAAAACAUGUAUGAGCUCCAGAUUUGCAAAGAUUUGAAUGCAAACACUGACAUACUCGAUGCGAUGUGGGAGGAGUCUUAUCGAGGGGAAGAAUGUAAAUAUGAUUGCAAGGAUCUUGUCCAGUACAGGCAACAAGAUACAGAUUUCGGGUCAGAAUAUUCAACAGUAAAGGGACCUCGAGUUGGACAACUGGCGAGUUUGAGACAAGACAAGAACCUGUGCAGAAUGGAGGCAGUGGACCUGCUAUGCUUGGAAUGUCGAGCAGACGCAAGACCCAAGGACAUUGUGGUCGACUGCAAGCCUCUCGGUCUAUGCGUCUCUGACAAAGGAAUGGGCGAGAAUAAGAUUCUCUUGGCCGGCGAGUUCACAAAACCUGUCUCGCACACUGAUAUUGCGUGGAUCUUGCACCAUGACAAAAAAGACAAGAAAAACAAGGUCUUGAUCGUGUUGCAGAAACAAGAUCCGACCAGCAAACAGAAGGAUCACUGGAGGUCUGUCUUCAAGUCCCAUCCCUUUAUCGAUCCUCGAUUUCUCCCGCACGGAUUAAUUCCAGGGAAGUUCGAAGUAGUUUGA
Guillardia theta CCMP2712 is the source of this 1032-nucleotide messenger RNA. RefSeq lists its product as hypothetical. Bases 1 to 1032 code for a protein of 343 amino acids. The transcript has 9 exons. The record is from RefSeq and is a predicted model, not a curated record. NCBI's taxonomy places the organism in Eukaryota, Cryptophyceae, Pyrenomonadales, Geminigeraceae.